GGGUAGGGGGGGUGAUUGCAAAUUCUGCCCCAUCCCGGCGGCUUUUUUCCUCUCUGAUUCUUCUCAGGUUUUUUUCCUCCCCCAUCUGCUCGUUUCCCACUUCCCUUUCUCUCCGCCAACAGCCCCCUCCUUCCCUCUCUAAAAAAAAAAAAAAAUAAAAAAAAGGAAUUAAAAAAAAAAAAGGCGAGGGAAAGAAAAAAAAAAAACCCCACAAAAAAACUGUGUAGUCAGGGCUUCCCAAAUGCGCGCCCCCGACCUGGAGCCGAGCGCGCCCCCUCCGUUUGUUCCCCUUCUUGAGGCUGAUUUUCAUGACGUGGAGGAGCCUGAUCCAGGGCAGGAGCGGCAGCGCACACACACACACACACACACACGCAGACACACGGACACACAGACACAGACACGGACACACGGACGCGCACACGCCGCCCGCACCGCGCACGCAGCGCACCCGCGCUCCGCCGCGCCCCGCGCUGCCGCUGCUGCCCGGAGAAGGCGGCGGCGGCGCUGGAGCCUGCAGCAGCCCCUCUCCUCCCUCCUCCAUUGAGUGUGCCAAACAGCAGCUCUGCAUCCUAAAGAAGAUCAUUGAGGGGCUCAUUGCAUUCCCAGCACGUUUCAGGCUUGCUUCUUUUUUUUUUUUUUUUUUCUCCCUUUUUUUUUUUUUUUUUUCCUUUUGCCUCAGCUUCAGCAGGAGUAGAGAGAGAGGGAGAGAGAGCCACAGUGAGGGAGAGGCAGAGAGAAACCAGCAAUCUUUAAACUCGAGCUUUCUUUUUUUACCCCUUCCUUGCUUUUCCAUUUUUUUUCGUUUUUUUUUUUUGGUUUUUUUUUUUUUUUUUUUUUGUAACGAUGUGCUAAAAUCACUCCUGCAAACCGUUUUGUAAACAUCAACAAAUGAUGAAACCUUCCACGGCAGAGACGCUCCAUAAAGGAAGGAUGUUGUGGAUAAUUCUUCUAAGCACAAUUGCUCUAGCAUGGACUACACCCAUUCCCUUGAUAGAGGACUCGGAGGAACUGGAUGAGCCCUGCUUUGAUCCAUGUUACUGUGAAGUGAAGGAGAGCCUUUUCCAUAUACAUUGUGACAACAAGGGAUUUAUAAAUAUUAGCCAGAUAACAGAGUCGUGGUCGAGACCUUUUAAACUUUAUCUGCAGAGGAAUUCCAUGAGGAAAUUGUACACCAACAGUUUUCUUCACUUGAACAAUGCUGUAUCUAUUAACCUUGGGAACAAUGCACUGCAGGACAUUCAGACGGGGGCUUUUAACGGGCUCCGGGUUCUGAAGAGGUUGUAUUUGCACGAAAACAAAUUGGACAUUUUCAGGAACGACACUUUCCUGGGUUUGGAAAGUCUGGAAUAUCUGCAGGCAGAUUACAAUGUCAUUAAACGGAUUGAAAGUGGGGCAUUUCGAAACCUAAGUAAAUUGAGGGUCCUUAUCCUAAAUGACAAUCUCAUCCCCAUGCUUCCCACCAAUUUAUUUAAGUCUGUGUCCUUAACCCACUUGGACUUGCGGGGGAACCGCCUCAAAGUCCUUUCGUACCGCGGGAUGUUGGACCACAUCGGCAGGAGCCUGAUGGAGAUCCAGCUGGAGGAGAACCCGUGGAACUGUACGUGCGAGAUCGUGCAGCUCAAGAGCUGGCUGGAGCGCAUCCCCUACACCGCCCUGGUGGGGGACAUCACCUGCGAGACGCCCUUCCACUUCCACGGGAAGGACCUGCGGGAGAUCAAAAGGAGCAAGCUCUGCCCCAUGCUGUCCGACUCGGAGGUGGAAGCCAGCCUGGGCAUCCCUCAGCUGUCCUCCAGCAAGGAGAACGCCUGGCCCACCAAGCCUUCCUCCAUGCUGUCCUCCUUCCAUUUCACCGCUUCCUCUGUUGAGUACAAAACGUCCAACAAGCAGCCCAAGCCCACCAAGCAGCCCCGGGCGCCCCGGCCUCCCCCGACCCCCCGUGGCCUGUACCCCGGGCCCAACCAGCCGCCCGUGGCUGCCUACCAGACCCGGCCCCCCAUCCCCAUCAUCUGCCCCACCGGCUGCUCUUGCAAUUUGCACAUCAACGACCUGGGCCUGACGGUCAACUGCAAGGAGCGGGGGUUCCACAACAUCUCCGAGCUCCUGCCCAGGCCCUUGAACGCCAAGAAGCUGUACCUGAGCGGGAAUUUGAUCCAGAAAAUCUACCGCUCCGAUUUCUGGAAUUUUUCCUCCUUGGAUCUCUUACACCUGGGGAACAACCGGAUCUCCUACGUGCAGGACGGGGCGUUCAUCAACCUGCCCAACCUCAAGAGCCUGUACCUGAACGGGAACGACAUCGAGCGGCUCACCCCGGGCAUGUUCCGGGGCCUGCAGAGUUUGCAUUACCUGUACUUCGAGUACAACCUGAUCAGGGAAAUCCAGCCGGCGGCCUUCAGCCUCAUGCCCAACCUGAAGCUCCUCUUCCUCAACGACAACCUGCUGCGCACGCUGCCCACCGACGCCUUCGCCGGCACCUCCCUGGCGCGCCUCAACCUGCGCAACAACCACUUCCUGGCGCUGCCGGUGGCCGGGGUGCUGGAGCACCUGCACGCCAUCGUGCAGAUCGACCUGAAGCUCAACCCCUGGGACUGCACCUGCGAGCUGGUGCCGCUCAAGCAGUGGCUGGAGGCGCUCAGCUCCGUCAGCGUGGUGGGCGAGGUGCUGUGCGCCAGCCCCGAGCCGCUGGCCCGCCGCGACCUGCGCUCGCUGGAGCUGGCCGCGCUGUGCCCCGCCGCGCUGCGCCCCGCCGCCGCCGCCGCCGCCUCGCCCCCCGCCGCCGCCGCUCCUCCGCCGCCCUCCGCCACCGGCGCGGCCGCCUACGAGCUGCCCCCGGCCGCCGCGGCCGUGCCGCUCUCCGUGCUCAUCCUCAGCCUGCUCGUCCUCUUCUUCUCCGCCGUGCUGGUGGCCGCCGGGCUCUUCGCCUUCGUGCUGCGGCGCCGCCGGAGGAAGCUGCCGUUCCGCGGCCCGCGGGCGGAGGCGGCGGACCUGGGCGCGGUGCCGCUGCGCUGCCCGCGGCUCUUCCCCGAGGGCGGCGGCGGCGGCGGCGGCGGCGGCGGCGGCGGCGGGGGGGGCCCCGGGGAGCGCUCCCCGGAGAAAGCGCCCCCGGCGGGCCACGUCUACGACUACAUCCCGCACCCGGUGACCCAGAUGUGCAACAACCCCAUCUACAAGCCGCGGGAGGAGGAGGAGGCGGCGGGCGGCGGCGGCGGCGAGGCGGCCGAGCUGCUGCGGGGCGGCGGCGGCGAGCGCGGCUUCGCGCACCCCGCUGCCCCCGCCGCCGCCACGGAGCCGGGCAGCAGCUACCGCACCUUGCUGGAGAAGGAGCAGGAGUGGAGCCUGGCCGUGUCCAGCUCGCAGCUCAACACCAUCGUGGCCGUGCACCCCCAGCACCCCGCGGGCGGAGGGCUGGCGGCGGCGGCGGCGGCGGCGGCGGCGGGGGGAAUCCCGCGGGACCGCGACCGCCCGCCGCCCUGCGCCGUGGGCUUCGUGGACUGCCUGUACGGCACCGUGCCCAAGCUGAAGGAACUGCACGUCCACCCCCCCGGCAUGCAAUACCCGGACCUGCAGCAGGACGCCAGGCUGAAGGAGACGCUGCUCUUCGCGGCCGGCAAGGGCUUCCCGGACCACCAAACCCCCACAAGCGAAUACCUCGAGUUAAGGGCCAAACUCCAAACCAAGCCGGAUUACCUCGAAGUCCUGGAGAAGACCACGUACCGGUUCUGACCGCCGCCCCGCCGCCCGGCCGGCCCCGCCGCCCGCGAGCAGAGGAUACAGCUGUGCGCUCUGCCCCGCCAGAUGUGCGCGCUGC
This is a messenger RNA of Oenanthe melanoleuca, 3805 nucleotides long. RefSeq names its product SLIT and NTRK like family member 3 (gene SLITRK3). Gene Ontology annotation, biological process: axonogenesis; regulation of presynapse assembly; positive regulation of synapse assembly. Gene Ontology annotation, cellular component: postsynaptic density membrane; GABA-ergic synapse. The transcript has 2 exons. The record is from RefSeq and is a predicted model, not a curated record. The coding region runs from base 889 to 3720 and encodes 943 amino acids. NCBI's taxonomy places the organism in Eukaryota, Metazoa, Chordata, Aves, Passeriformes, Muscicapidae. Gene Ontology annotation, molecular function: protein binding.